UCACUCCAAUACAAGCGCAACCUUAACCUAAGAAUAAUAUUAAAAAAAAACGACACUGUCUCUCCUCCCUGCAUCCAACGUCUCUCACAGCUCCUGCAAAACAUCUCCCUGCACAGGUGACCGGCGAAGCCACCGGCUCUCUCCUCCUUCUCAGGUGACCGGCGAAGCCACCGGCGAAACCACACUCACACACUCGCACCCUCUCUCAACCAUCUACUCUCAACCCUAAACCCCAUUACUCUCUCGAUUUCUCUGCCGACAUUGAUCUAGAUCACACUCAAGCUCAAAUUGCUCUCUCAAUUUGAAGCUAUACGACACAUUGUAAACGAAAUCUAAAGACUUUGAGUCUCUCAAAGAACGAAUACACAUAGCUAAUAGUUGAUGGCCCUGUUCAACCGGAUUACCGGAUUAGGUUUAUGCUACUCUGGUAUCGAGGGGAAGCAGGGUUCCUCACCAUCUGUUAUAGUCAUAGGUUCUGGAAUUGCUGGUAUUUCGGCUGCCCGCGCUCUUUAUGAUGCUUCAAUUCAGAACCUGCUAGGUGAUAGAUUUCAUUUUUUUUUCUGCACAGGCCCUGUUACUCUAACCAAAAGUGAUGGAAGAAUGAAGUCAAAGGAUCGACAGUUUACAUACACUGAGGUUAUUAGUAUGACCAACAAUUUUCAAAGAAUCUUAGGAAAAGGAGGAUUUGGAGCUGUUUAUUACAGCUCUCUAGGAGAUAACACUAAAGUUGCAGUCAAGAUACUCAAUCUACCAUCUGCUCUGAUAUCAUUUCGAAUUGAGGGUAGAACUGUUGAUGAGAGUUCACCAAAAUAAUUUGGUUUCUCUUGUUGGAUAUUGCGAUAAAGGAGAGAGCACUGCACUUAUCUACGAAUACAUGCCUAACGGUAACCUGCAAGACCAUUUAUCAGGUACUGCUGAUGUACUGCUGUUGUUGCUGCUAUGCUACUGCUUCUGCUAUACUGUUGUUGUUGUGGUUGGCUCUAUACUGUUGUUGUAGCUGCUGGAGUGGGCUGUAUACUGCUGUUGUUAUUGCUGCUGCACAGAAGAUCGGUAGAUCAGUAGAGCAGUAGCAGAUCAAUCGAGAAUCAGCCAUAACAUGAUAAAAGUAUAGCUUAAGGUCUCAUAUAAUACAACCAGCACUAAAUCAUGAUGUUUUCAAAACUCCAAGGGAGGGGCCCUUUACCAAAGAGGAGUUGGAUGAAGUUCGAGACAAGUGGGCUACUUACUUCAACGAUUGUGAACUACCCUCAGUGUAAUAAAUAGAGCAUAAUAAAUAGAGAAGGCUUGUAGUUAUCCGUGACUCUUACAUUAUUUUGUUAUUUAUCGACUUAAUUAAUUACAUUUGAAUUAAUUCGGUAAUAUUAUUGGAAAUUUGAAAUUUAUAUCA
Molecule: messenger RNA, 1387 nt
Organism: Spinacia oleracea (spinach)
Lineage: Eukaryota; Viridiplantae; Streptophyta; Magnoliopsida; Caryophyllales; Amaranthaceae
Product: probable LRR receptor-like protein kinase At1g51890
Exons: 7
Coding region: 382-813 (143 amino acids)
Molecular function (GO): ATP binding
Source: RefSeq, a predicted model, not a curated record